Daucus carota subsp. sativus is the source of this 1344-nucleotide messenger RNA. RefSeq lists its product as uncharacterized. NCBI's taxonomy places the organism in Eukaryota, Viridiplantae, Streptophyta, Magnoliopsida, Apiales, Apiaceae. The coding region runs from base 1 to 1344 and encodes 447 amino acids. The transcript has a single exon. The record is from RefSeq and is a predicted model, not a curated record.
AUGGACGACGAGAAAACUAUCUGGAUAAAUCUUCCUAAGUUUAGUGAGAGAUACGUUAGUGGGGUAGAGGCAUUCAUUCAAAAUGCAUUCCCCAAAUUUUCCGUAGGUGAUGAAAUAACCUGCCCUUGCAAGAAUUGUAAUAACCGCAAGUGGUAUAGGGCAGAUGUGAUCUACAAUCAUCUUAUAUGCAGUGGUCCAUCCACAUUAUAUGCUAAUUGGGUUUAUGAGGUUUCACUUAGAUCUGAUAGAGAUAGUGAAGAUCUGAUAGAUUGUGAAACCAACAUAAAUUUUGGAGAUACCCUAGAUGAGAUGCUGCAUCGGACUAAUGGACCAAAUGAUGAUGUCAAAAAUGUUUUUCGCCAUGUUCAGGAGGGAAAGCAGCCUUUGUAUCCAGGCUGUGCAAAGUUUUCGCGAUUAAGUUUUAUCGUGAGACUUUAUUCCUUAAAGUGUGCUCAUGGGAUUUCAGAGUCGGGAUUUGGGGAUAUACUAGGGUUGAUAAGGGAAGCUUUUCCACAGGCACACAUACCAUUAUCUUUCAAUGCUGCGAAGAAUAUCAUUAAAGAUCUAGGACUUGACUAUAAAAAAAUACACGCUUGUCCUAACAAUUGCAUGUUGUAUUGGGGUGAGAAUGAAAAAGAAAAUUCCUGCAAAACUUGUGGUGUUUCGAGGUGGAACAUAGUGGAAAAAGAAGGGACCAGCAACAAUGAUCCAAAGAAGUUGAUUCACAAAGUGCCGAAAAAUGUCAUGCGCUAUUUUCCACUUAAGCCAAGACUACAACGAAUGUUUAUGUGCGAGGAGUUUGCAGAACUUAUGACAUGGCAUGCUUUUGGACGGAAAAAUGAUGGCAAACUUAGACAUCCAGCUGAUAGCGAUACUUGGAGGGCAAUGGAUGCUAGGUAUCCUCAUUUCUCGUCAGAAACUAGGAAUAUAAGGUUGGGUGUUGCUGCUGAUGGAUUCAAUCCUUUCCGAACAAUGAAUACUUCACACACCACCUGGCCUAUUAUUUUGGUUAACUAUAACUUGCCUCCUUGGUUAUGUAUGCGUCAAGAAAACCUUAUUCUUUCAACCCUCAUUUCUGGCCCGGAAUCUCCAUCCAAUAACAUUGAUGUUUUUAUGCAACCUCUAAUUAGUGAGUUAAAAGAGUUAUGGGAGGAAGGGAUAGAAACCUAUGAUUCGUUUACUAGUCAGAAUUUUAGGUUACGUGCUGCUGUGAUUUGGACCAUAAGCGAUUUUCCCGGAUAUGCAAUGUUAUCCGGUUGGAGCACCAAGGGCAAAUUGGCUUGUCCAGUUUGUAACUGUUAUUUUACACCAACUAUGAGAAAGAUUGUAGAAGGGGGGGGUUGA